GACGUGCACCGCGGUUUGACUCAUACUGGGCAUGCGUAAUCGAGAUUUCGUGACGUCACGUCGUCCCGCAUGUGGCUGAUGCAAGAGUGGUUCUAGUUCUCAGUUGUCGCAUUCACGUUCGUGUGUGUCGCUUAAAAAGUGUUUUCAGAAACACCGAUAUCAUUUACAAGUUUAAGGAGAUCACAGGGAAGGACAAGGAUUAGAAAAAUGGCAGAGGAAGACGCGAAUGAGAUAUUUGACUUGUCCUUGAAGAAGAAGAAGAAAAAGAAGAAGGUUCCGUUCUUUGACCCGGACGCAGCGCCGGGAGAAGGUACCAACGAUCAGGAGGAGAAUGAGAAGACAGAGGAGCCAAUGAAGGACAAGGAGAAGGAUGAAGAUGGUGAUGACGAGAAAUCUGAGGUUAUUGAUGGCAGGAAAAGUCGCCGCGUCACCUUCGCCUUGCCUGAAGAUGAGGAUGACUUGGCUUCUCUGGACUUGGGUUUGAAAAAGAAGAAGAAAAAGAAGAAGAAGAUUUUUGACCUAGCAGAUCUUGACGAAGCUCUACCGGAGAAGGACAACAAGCUGGAUUCCGAGGAGAAGGGCGUGUCGUUUGAGGACACGGGCGCAGGAGAUGACGCCCAGGGAUUGGACGAUGACCUCGAUCUGGACUUAACCAAACUUAAAAAGAAAAAGAAAAAGAAGAUGGCUGACGUUAUAGAUGAUGACAAGGAAGAUGAAGAUGAUGAAGCACCCAAAAUUGGCUCCCUGGGGGGUCCUUCAUGGCUUGGCUCGGAGAGAGACUAUACCUAUGAUGAGCUCCUGUCGCGGGUGUUCGACAUCAUGCGGGAAAAGAACCCGGACAUGGUGGCCGGCGAGAAGAGGCGGUUUGUCAUGAGGCCGCCACAAGUCGUCAGAGUGGGCACCAAGAAAACCUCUUUUGUCAAUUUUGCUGAAAUUUGCAAAUUGUUACAUCGACAGCCCAAACAUCUGCUGGCCUUCUUAUUGGCUGAGCUGGGGACAAGUGGUUCCGUGGAUGGCAAUAACCAGCUGAUCAUCAAGGGUCGCUUCCAGCAGAAGCAGAUCGAAAACGUACUCAGGAGAUACAUCAAGGAAUACGUGACGUGCCACACCUGUAGAUCUCCUGAGACCAUCCUCCAGAAGGACACCCGGCUUUAUUUCCUGCAGUGUGAGACCUGCCACUCGCGCUGCUCCGUAGCUAGCAUCAAGUCCGGCUUCCAGGCCGUCACCGGCAAGAGGGCUGCCCUCAGGGCAAAGGCCACGUGAGGUCAAGGGUCAUAGGGUAGCUCAUCUUCUUGGAGAGCUGACAUACUGUGAACUGAAUCUGAAUUGGUUAACACACCAACUUUGCAGGCACAUGGUGGCCUCAUAAAUGACAUGUCACACUUAUACCAUUCUACUGUUUGAAAA
Messenger RNA from Branchiostoma floridae (Florida lancelet), 1407 nucleotides. RefSeq names its product eukaryotic translation initiation factor 2 subunit 2-like. Gene Ontology annotation, molecular function: translation initiation factor activity; translation initiation factor binding; mRNA binding. Bases 208 to 1263 code for a protein of 351 amino acids. Lineage: Eukaryota; Metazoa; Chordata; Leptocardii; Amphioxiformes; Branchiostomatidae. Gene Ontology annotation, cellular component: eukaryotic translation initiation factor 2 complex. The record is from RefSeq and is a predicted model, not a curated record. The transcript is spliced from 10 exons. Gene Ontology annotation, biological process: formation of translation preinitiation complex; translational initiation; formation of cytoplasmic translation initiation complex.